This is a messenger RNA of Rotaria sp. Silwood2, 456 nucleotides long. The record is from the annotation of a GenBank genome assembly. Lineage: Eukaryota; Metazoa; Rotifera; Eurotatoria; Philodinida; Philodinidae.
AUGAAUUGCAGUGAAGAUCCAAGUCGACUGGCCGAAAACGAUUUUCGUUCAUCAUUUGCAUUUUGGACAUUAGGUGUAAUAAGUAUUAUUUUAUCAUUUCUUGCAAAUGCUGGUAAUCUAAUUAAUUUAUUUGUUCUUACACGACGUCAUAUGCGUUCAACAAUGACAACACUUUUAGUUACACUUGCAUGGGCUGAUCUUGUUCCUCCUACAGUUGUUUCAUUAAAUAAUAUUUUAUUUUAUUAUUUUUUACCACAUAUGAAUUAUUCAUCAACAUUUUUAACAAUACAUAUUAGUACUCGUGCACUUUUUAAUGUUUUAGCCAAUAUAUUUACAACAUUUAGUAAUUGGCUUAUUGUUUUAAUUACUACAUUUCGAUUAAUUGUUGUCAAGGUAAGAAGAAUAGAAAGAAAUUUAUUAUCAAAUUCUUUAGAAAAAGAAAGAAAGGAAGAAUAA